CGGCAGCAGGGGGACGAUGAUCGAAGUCAUCUGCAACGAUCGGUUGGGAAAGAAGGUGAGGGUGAAGUGCAACGAAGACGACACAAUAGGGGACCUGAAGAAGCUCAUAGCCGCGCAGGUCGGCACACGACCAGAGAAGAUCCGGAUCCAGAAGUGGUAUACCGUCUACAAGGACCACAUCACCCUUGAAGACUACGAGAUCCACGACGGCAUGGGAUUGGAAAUGUACUACAACUAGUACCGCCCUUCCCCAUUAGAAGCUGGCGCGCUGGUGUUAUGCUCGCCAGAAUUGUAUGCAUAUCGUAUCGGGCAUGGGCUGGAGAUGGGGGCGGACACGCUGUUUUGGCGACUCGGCGUAGAGGUGGGGCAUGGACUGGAAGUGGGGAAAGAGGGGGCGUGGGCUAAGAAUGUGGUAGGGCCGAGCGGGGGGGCAGACGUCCCCGGCAGUGUCGGUUGACACGUGUAUGUAGGCGAUGCCGGAGGUUGUAAGAUAGGGUUGGCGAGGUGAUCAGCAUCUGUUGGACGUAAUGUACUCCUUCCACUGUGGUUUUGGUUGGAGCCUUGGAGUUAAUACCAAAUGAGGUAAUGUCUUCCUUUGAGAACGCCCCGCGGGGCGCGAAAAAACUUUUUUCUCGGGAAGAA
Ectocarpus siliculosus is the source of this 642-nucleotide messenger RNA. The record is from the annotation of a GenBank genome assembly. Lineage: Eukaryota; Phaeophyceae; Ectocarpales; Ectocarpaceae.